Molecule: messenger RNA, 10255 nt
Organism: Marmota monax (woodchuck)
Lineage: Eukaryota; Metazoa; Chordata; Mammalia; Rodentia; Sciuridae
Product: zinc finger protein 709
Exons: 4
Coding region: 318-3023 (901 amino acids)
Biological process (GO): DNA integration; regulation of cytokine production; negative regulation of transcription by RNA polymerase II
Cellular component (GO): nucleus
Molecular function (GO): RNA-DNA hybrid ribonuclease activity; RNA polymerase II cis-regulatory region sequence-specific DNA binding; DNA-binding transcription factor activity, RNA polymerase II-specific
Source: RefSeq, a predicted model, not a curated record
AUCUCGCGAGCGUUUCUUCCUCAGCGACUCCCCUCCUCAUCCUUUAAGCCAAGAGUUCUCUGCUCCAGGGACUGAGGUGACUCUGCUUUGCCUGUGUCCCCCCCACCCCCGUCUCGGGUGCCUGGAGGUUCCCCGAGAGGACGCCGGGUCACCACAGAAGACAAAAAUGGUGAGUUUGCGACCAGGGCUGAAGGCACGCGUCACCACCCGCCUUGGGGCCUGGUGCCCGGGUGAGCUGGGGAGCGCAGCGGAGUCGUGGCCCUGUCCCUUGGCCUCGUGGGAUCUCAGUAACCUUUGAGGAUGUGGCUGUGAACUUCAUGCAGGAGGAGUGGGAUUUGCUGGAUGCUUCCCAGAAGAACCUUUACAGAGAUGUGAUGCUGGAAGUCCUCAGAAACCUGGCAUCUAUAGGAAACAAAUGUGAUGAGAAGAACAUUGAAAAUCAGAUCAAAAAUUUUGGGAGCAAUCUAAGGCAGAUCACAUCUCACUAUGGACCCGAAUGCUACAAGCAUGAAGAAUGUGAAGAGAAGCCAUGUGAAUUGAAACAAUACAGAAAAUCUCUGGUUUCUCUCAAAAGUGUUCACACACAAAUGUUAACACAAACUGGAGAUGGACCCUAUGAAAGUACAGUAUGUGGGAAAGUCAUCAGUUGUUUGAAUGACAUUCAAAGGCAUGAAGAUUCUCAUACUGGGUGGCAACCUGAUGAAUGUCAACAAUGUGAUGAAGCCUCAUCUUCUCCCACAGAUGUUCAAAGACACACAAAAACACAUAGGGGAGGUAAAGCUUUUCAAUGUGAGGUAUGUGGGAAAGCCUUUCAUUCCCCCACUUUAUUUAGAAAACAUGAAAGAACUCAUUCUGGAAUGAAACCCCAUGAGUGUAAAGAAGGUGGUAAAACCUUGGUUUCACCCACAAGUCUUCACAGUCACAUGAUCACGCACACUGGGAAAGAACUUUUUAAAUGUAAUGUAUGUGGGAAAGACUUUGCUUACCGAAGUUUAUUUAGAAUACAUCAGAGAAAACAUACUAGAGAGAAACCCUAUGAAAGUCAACAAUGUGGAAAAGCCUACACUACUUUGUCUUACCUUCAGAUGCAUGAACAAAUCCAUACUGAUGAGAAGACCAAUGAAUGCCAACAAUAUGGAAAAGUCUUCACUACUUCUUUAUCCCUUGACAGACAUGGACGAACGCAUACUGGAGAGAAGCCCUAUCGAUGUCAACAAUGUGGAAAAGCCUACACUACUUCAUCUUACCUUCGGAUACAUGAACAAAUCCAUGCUGGAGAGAAGCCCAAUGAAUGCCAACAAUGUGAAAAAGUCUUCACUACUUCUUCUUCCCUUCACAAACAUGAACGGACGCAUACUGGAGAGAAGCCCUAUGAAUGUAAGCAGUGUGGCAAAGCCUUCACUCAGUCCACUCACCUUCACUCACAUGAAAAAACUCAUACUGGGGAGAAGCCCUAUGAAUGUCAACAAUGUGGGAAAGCCUUCAGUACUUCUUCCUACCUUCAGAUACAUGUGCGGACUCAUAGUGGGGAGAAGCCCUAUGAAUGUAAGCAGUGUGGGAAAGCUUUUGCUCAAUCGUCUAACCUUCACUCACAUAAAAAAACUCAUAUGAAAAAGAAACCCUAUGAAUGUCAACAAUGUGGGAAAGUCUGCACUAGUUUGUGUUACCUUCAGAGACAUGAACAAAUCCAUACUGGAAUGAAGACCAAUGAAUGCCAACAAUGUGGAAAAGUCUUCACUACUUCUGCUUCCCUUCACAGACAUGAACGGACGCAUACUGGAGAGAAGCCCUAUGAAUGUAAGCAGUGUGGGAAAGCCUUUAGUACUUCUUCCUACCUUCAGAUACAUGUGCGGACUCAUAGUGGGGAGAAGCCCUAUGCAUGUCAACAAUGUGGGAAAGCCUUCAGUACUUCUUCCUACCUUCAGAUACAUGUGCGGACUCAUAGUGGGGAGAAGCCCUAUGAAUGUAAGCAGUGUGGCAAAGCUUUUGCUCAAUUGUCUAACCUUCACUCACAUAAAAAAACUCAUACGAAAAAGAAAACCUAUGAAUGUCAACAAUGUGGGAAAGCCUGCACUAGUUUGUCUUACCUUCAGAGACAUGAACAAAUCCAUACUGGAGAGAAGACCAAUGAAUGCCAACAAUGUGGAAAAGUCUUCACUACUUCUUCUUCCCUUCACAGACAUGAACGAACGCAUACUGGAGAGAGGCCCUAUCAAUGUCAAAAAUGUGGAAAAGCCUACAGUACUUCAUCUUACCUUAAGAUACAUGAACAAAUCCAUGCUGGAGAGAAGCCCAAUGAAUGCCAACAAUGUGGAAAAGUCUUCACUACUUCUUUUUCCCUUCACCAACAUGAACGAACUCAUACUAGCGAGAAGCCCUAUGAAUGUAAGCAGUGUGGCAAAGCCUUCAGUACUUCUUCCUACCUUCAGAUACAUGUGCGGACUCAUAGUGGGGAGAAGCCCAAUGAAUGUCAACAAUGUGGGAAAGCCUUCAGUACUUCUUCCUACCUUCAGAUACAUAAGCGGACUCAUACUGGGGAGAAGCCCUAUGAAUGUAAGCAGUGUGGCAAAGCCUUCACUAUGUCCUCUAAACUUCAUAGACAUGAAAAAACUCAUACUGGGGAGAAGCCCUAUGAAUGUCAACAAUGUGGGAAAGCCUUCAGUACUUCUUCCUACCUUCAGAUACAUAAACGGAUGCAUACUGGAGAGAAGCCCUUUGAAUGUAUGCAGUGUGGCAAAGCUUUUGCUCUAUCGUCUAGCCUUCACUCACAUAAAAAAACUCAUACAAAAAAGAAACCCUAUGAAUGUCAACAAUGUGGGAAAGUCUUCACUACUUCUUCUAACCUUCACAGACAUGAACAAAGGCAUACUGGAGAGAAGCCUUAUGAAUAUCAACAAUGUGCAGAACCCCUUGGCACAUCCAGUAAACCUCAUAUACAUGGAAGAAUUCAUGCAGAAGAGAAGCCUAAUGAAUACCAACAAUGUGGAAAAGUCUUUUUCUUGGUCUUUCUUUCACAGACAUGAAGGGACUCACACUCAAGAGAAACCCUAUCAAUGUAUGCAGUCUGCCAAAGCUUUCACUCAGUCCUCUCAUGUUUGCUCACAUGAAUGAACUCAUACUGGAGAGAAGCCCUAUGAAUGUCAACAAUGGGGAAAAGCCGUUGUUAUAUCCCAUCAGCUUCACUUACAUGAACAAACUCAUAUUGCAAAGAAAUUGUACUGAUGAAAACAAUUGGCAAAGCCUUCUUUUAUUACUGUUCUUCUCAUCAACAUAUUGGAAGUUUACUGGAGAAAAAUUCUUUAAAUGUGAAAUGUGGUGGAUCAAUAUUUCUUGUCCCCUUCAAACACACUGCUCACUCUGCUGAAUAUUGUACUGGGGAUUGUACUGCAGAUUUGGUCUGGUGGCCCUCUACCACUGAGACACAUCCUCAUUCUUUUUUAUAUUUUUAAUUUUGAGACAGAGACUUGCUGAGUUCCUUAGGGUUUUUCUAAAAUGCUGAGGCUGGCCUCAAACUUGUGAUCCUUCAGCCUAAGCCUCCCAAGUCACUGGGAUUAAAGGCAUACAUCACCACAUCUGGCUGAAUAACUGUUUAAAUGUGAAAAAAUAUGGCAAAUCAUUCCAUUUUCCCUGUUGUCUUCAAAGCCAUUUCCCUCACUGGAAAACAAACACUCUGAAUGGGAACGAUUUGCUCUACUCUAUCAGCUUCAUGUUCUAGACCUAUUUUUCUUCUCUUUUAUGAAAAUUCUCAUGGAGAGAAGCCCUAUGAAUGUUAAAAAUGUGGGAAAUCUUUUAAUUUUUGCAGUUUAUUUUGACUACUAGAAAGAUUCUUUUGGAAAGAUUCAUGCCAAAAUGAAUAAAUCCUACGCAAGUAAGAAAUACAAAGGGCUCAGAUGUUUUAGUUUUGUUCAGUUGUAUUAAAAAAAAUACUGUAGAAAAUCCUGUGGAUAAGCCAUGUUGGGCAGUACUUAAUUUUGACAGUUUUAUUCAAAGACAUAAAACGAUUUACAUCUGGGCUGGUGAUGUGGCUCAAGCGGUAGCGGGCUCGCCUGACAUUCAUGUGGCCCGGGUUCGAUCCUUAGAACCACAUACAAAGAUGUUGUGUCCGCCUAAAACUUAAAAAUAAAUAAAUAAAUAAAUAUUUUAAAAUUUUUUUUAAAAAGGAUUUACAUCUGGGAAAACCCAUCUGCUAGUUAUCUAUUUAUUUAUUUUGGAUAAAGAAAUUGCAGCAGAAUCAUUACAAUUCUCAUUACACAUAUAUACCACAAUUAUUCAUCUCUGUAUAUAAAGAAUUUUUACACCCAAUUCAUGUCUUUAUACAUGUACUUUGUAUAAUGAUGUCCAUUACAUUCCACCGUCCUUGAUAAUCCUCUGUCCCCUCCUUUUCCCUCCCAGUCCUCUUCCCUAUCUAGAAUUCAUCUAAUCCUUCCAUGCUCCCCCUAUGUACCCCCUAUGAGUCAGCCUCCUUAUAUCAGAGAAAACAUUCAGCAUUUGUUUUUUGGGGAUUGACUAACUUCACUUAGCAUUAUCUUCUCCAGUGCCAUCUAUUUACCUGCAGAUGCCAUGAUUUUAUUUUCUUUUUUAUUGCUGAUUAAACUUCCAUUUUGUAUACAAGGCACUUUUUUUUAAUCCAUUCAUCCUCUGAAGGGCAUCUAGGUUGACUCCACAGUUUAGCUCUUGUGAAUUUUGCUGCUAUAAACAUUGAUGUGGCUGUGUCCCUGUAGUAUGGUGUUUUUAAGUUCUUUGGGUAUAGUCUGAGGAGAGGGAUUGCUUGGUCAAAUGGUGGUUUCAUUCCCAGAUUUCCAAGGAAUCUCUACACUGCUUUCCAAAUUGGCUGCACCAAUUUGAAGUCCCACCAGCAAGGUAAGAGGGUACCUUUUCCCCCGCAUCCUCACCAACACUUAUUGUUGUUUGUCUUCAUAAUAGCUGUCAUUCUGACUGGAGUGAGGUGAUAGGUUAGAGAAGUUUUGAUUUGCAUUUCUCUAAUUGCUAGAGAGGAUAAGCAUUUUUUCUUAUACAGGUUGAUUGAUUGUAUAUUCUCUUCUGAGAAGUGUCUGUUCAUGUCCUUGGCCCAUUUGUUGAUUGGAUUAUUUGUUUUUUUGUUGUUGCUUAGCUUUUCGAGUUCUUUAUAUACAAUAGAGAUUAGUGCUCUGUCUGAUGUGUGAGGGGUAAAAACUUGUUCCCAGGGUGUAGGCUUUCUGUUCACCUCACAAAUUGUUUCUUUUGCUCAGAAGAAACUUUAAAAAGUUCCAUCCCAUUAUUCAUUGUUGGUUUUAAUUCUUGGGCUAUAGGAAGUUGCGGCCUAAUCCCACAUGAUGAAUAUUACAGACUACAAGAUAAUUGUAAUUUUCUGGGUUAGUGUCUGUGUCCUCUAUUCUGUUCCAUUGGUCUACCAGUCUGUUUUGGUGCCAACACCAUGCUGUUUUUGCUACUAUUUCUAUGUAGUAUAGUUUAAGAUCUGGUAUAGAGAUGCCACCUACUUCAGUCUAAGGAUUGUUUUAGCUAUUCUUCAUGUCUUAUGUUUCCAGAUGAAUUUCAUGAUUGCUUUUUCUAUUUGUAUGAGGAAUGCCUGGGGGAUUUUGAUGGGAAUUGCAUUAUAUCUGUAUAAUGCUUUUGGUAGUAUGGUCAUUUUGAUCAUAUUAUUUCUGCCUAUCCAAAAGCAAGUUAGAUGUUUUCAUCUUCUGAGGUCUUCUUUGAUUUCUCUCUUUAUGGUUCUGUAGUUUUCAUUGUAUAGAUCUUUUACUUCUUUCAUUAAGUUGAUUCUCAAGUAUUUUUUUUUGAUGAUAUUGUGAAUUGGGUAGUCUUUCUCAUUUCCUUCUCAGAGUCUUUGUCACUGAUAUACAGAAAUCCUUUGAUUUAUGAGUGUUGAUUUUAUGUCCUGCUACUUUGCUUAAUUCAUUUACCAGUUCUAGAAUUUUUCUGGUGGAGUUUUUUGGUUCUUCUAGAUAUAGAAUCAUAUCAUCAGCAAAUAGUGCCAAUUUAAGUUCUUCUUUUCCUAUACAUAUCCCUUUGAUUCCUUUCAUUUGUCUAAUUGCUCUGGCCAGCAUUUCAAGAACUAUGUUGAAUAGAAGUGGUGAAAGAGGGCAGCCCUGUUUUGUUCCAGUUUUUAGAGAAAAUGCUGUUAAUUUUUCUCUGUUUAGAAUGAUGUUGUCUUGAGGCUUAGCAUAGAUAGCCUUUACGAUGUUGAGAUAUGUUACUGUUAUCCCUAGUUGUUCUAGUGUCUUGAACAUAAAGCGGUGCUGUACUUUGUCAAUUUUUUUUUCUGCACCUAUUGAGAUGAUAAUAUGAUUCUUAUCUUUGGGUCUAUUGAUGUCAUAAAUUACGUUUAUAGAUUUGCAUAAGUUGAACCAAUCUUGCAUCUCUAGGAUGAAUCCCACUUAAUCAUAUUGCACAAUCUUGGUAAGCUCUGUUUUCUAUUUUAUCACUUGAUAUUGGUCUGUUUCAAUUGUGUAUGUCUUCCUGAUUCAAUCUGGGCAGAUCGUAUGACUUAAGAAAUUUGUUGGUAACUUCAAUGUCUUCUAUUAUCCUCUGUAUUUCUGUCAUAUCUGUUGUAAUAUUAUUAUUUACAUCAUGUAUACGGGUAAUUUGAGUUCUUUCUCUCUCUCUCAUUCUCUUUUUUAGCAUGGCUAAGGGUCUGUCAAUUUUAUUUAUUUUUUGAAAGAACCAACUUUUUUGUCCAUAUUGUCAACUGUUUCUUUUGUUUCCAUUUUAUUGAUUUCAGCUCUAAUUUUAAUUAUUUUUUCCCUUCUACUGCUUUUGCUGCUGGUUUGUUCCUCUUUUUUUAGGGCUGUGAGAGGUAGUGUGAGGUCAUUUAUUUGUUAACUUUUUUUUUCUUUGAAAGAAUGAACUCCAUGCAAUGAAUUUUCCUCUUAGUACUGCUUUUACAGUGUCUCAGAUUUCCAUUGGUUGUUUCUCUGUUCUUAUUUACCCCUAAGAAAUUUUCAAUCCCCUCCUUGAUUCCUUCUGCAAUGCAUUGUUUAUUCAGUAGCCUAUUUUUAGUCUCCAGUGUUGGAGAAAUUUUUACUUUUUCUUUUGUUUUUGAUUUCCAAUUCCAUUUAAUUAUGAUCUGAUGAAAUGUAUGGUAGUGUCUCUACUUUUUUAUAUUUGCUAAGAGUUGCUUUGUGGCAUAGUGUAUGGUCUAUUUUAGAGAAGGAUCCAUGUGCUACUGAGAAGAAGGUGUUUCUGUUUGAUGCAGGUUGAAAUACUCUAUAUGUGUCAGUUAAGUCUAAAUUAUUGAUUAUGUUAUUGAGUUUUAUAGUUUUUUCAUUCAAUUUUUGUUUGGAAGAUCUGUCCAGUGGUGAUAGAGGUGUAGUUAACUUCACCCAAGAUUAUUGUGUUGUGGUCAAUUUGACUCUUGAACUUGAGAAGAGUUUGUUUGAACAUAGCUGCACCAUUGUUUGGGGCAUAUAUAUUUAUGAUUGUUACAUCUUCUUGGUGUAUGGUUCCCUUGAGCAAUAUGUAAUGUCCAUCUUUAUCCCUUUUCAUUCCCUUUGACAAGUCUCCUUUAUUUGAUAUGAGUAUGAAAAACCCUGGCUUACUUGUGCAGUCCAUGUGAGUGGUAUGGUUUUUCCCUACCUUACACCUUCAGUCAGUGUAUGUCUUUUUCUAUCAGAUGAGCGUCCUGGAGGCAGCAUCUUGUUGGGUCUUUUUUUUGUUUGUUUGUUUUUAAUCCAGUCUGCUAGCUUAUGUCUUGUGAUUGGUGAGUUUAAUCCAUCAGCUUUCAGGGUUAUUAUUGAGACAUGGUUUGUAUUUCCAGCCAUAUUUGUUUAUUUUUGUUAUUUAACUUGACUUGAUUUUCUUCUUUGAUUAGUUUUUUCUUGGGGGUACUACCUUCCUCUUUUGAUUUUCAUUGUUAUUUUUCUUUUCCUCUUCAUGGAAUAUUUUUCCAAUGAUGUUUUGUAGUGCUGGUUUUCUAGCUAUACAUUCUUUUUUACUUUUGUUUAUCAUGGAAGGAAUUUAUUUCAUCUUGAAAUCUAAAGCUUACUUUUGCUGGAUUCAAGAUUCUUGCUUGGCACCCAUUUUCUUUCAGCUUGAUAGAUGUUGUUCCAGGAUCUUCUAGCUUUUCGGGUCUGUGAUGAAAAAAUCUGUCAUUAUCGCAACUGAUUUUCCCCUAUAUAUAAUCUGAUUCCUUUCUCUCAUGGCUUUUAAAAUUCUCUCCCUAUCCCGUAUGGUGAGCAUUUUUAUUAUUGUGUGCCUUGGUAUGGAUCUGUUUUGAUUUUGUACAUUUGGCAUCCUGUAGCCUCUUCAAUUUGGAUUUCCAAUCCAUUCUUCAUGUUUUGAAAGUUUUCUGAUAUUAUUUCAUUGAAUAGAUCCUUGAUUCCUUUGGUUUGGUCCUCUAUGCUUCCCUCUAUCCCAAUAACUCCCAAAUUUGGCUUUUUAUGCUAUCCCAUUUUCUUGAAUGUUCUGCUCCUGUUUCCUUACCAUUUUCACUCUAUGGUCUAUGUUCCUUUCAAGAUUAUAUAUUUUAUCUUCAUUGUCUGAUGUCCUAUCUUCCCUGUGGUCUUCUCUGUUCGUGAUGCUUUCAUUUGAGCUUUGAGUUUAGUUUAUUAUUUCUUUCAUUUCAAGAAUUUCUGUUUGUUUCUUUGCUUUAGAACCUCUGUCUCCCUGUUGAGGUGAUCUUUUACUUCUUGGAUUUGCUUAUGUAGCUGAUUAUAGAAGUGAUCUUUUACUGCUUGUCUUUGCUCUCUUAUAUCUUCUUGGAGUUCACAGGACAUUAAAACCAUGUAUAUCCUGAAAUCUUUCUGUGUCCAUUUUUCUGCUGUAGCUGCCAAUGAUUCUAAUCAUGUGUUGUCUUGAUUUGUUUGGGCACUUUCUUCCCUUGUCUUUUCAUGUUACUUGUGCGUCUUCCUUUCCAGCUCUGUGGUUCUGAGGUGCUAUUGUUUUUACCCUAUAGAUUUGUAGUGCUCUUGUAGGUUUGCAAGAUCCCUCCUUUGUGGGGAAGGACGAUGUUAACAGAUCCCAAUAUCAACAAUACCUUACGUAUAAACUAUUUGUUGUUAUAAAGACAUUUACAGUUUAGUCUCAAUGUCCAGAAAUGUUGGAUUCAAUUAUUAUUUAAAAUAUAGUCAGUAGUUUUGUUAAAAGGUUUACAGUCUCUGGUGGUGGACAAUGAACUGGGGAUCUGGCAGGAUGAUAUGUGGCUCAGAGGGAGUUCCCAUCUGCCAGCCAUGCUCACCAAAUACGGGGAGAAAGGUGAUCCAAGAUGGAGCCGGUCUGCUUCCAGCGCUGGGGUGUCCAGUGAUGUGGGGGGAGCUUGGUGAUGGCCUUGUGCUGUGGGUAGGUAGCAGCUGAGUGGCCUGUGUGGGAAUGGGGUGCAGCAUGGAGUUCUGCAGAGGGGCUGAGAGGUGUUUCUGCUGAGCCACUCAAGAGCUGCUUUUGGCUAGAGCUGCGGGCUUUGGGCCUUGAGUCCAGAGUCUUACUCGAACGCUGAGGCUCUGAGUGUAUUUUCACGCUCUCUGAAAUCCUGUAUUCCGAUGAGGUGAGACCUAGGCCACGGAACAACACAGGAUGCUGCCUGUCUCUGGCCCACCAUCUUGAAUGUCCCCCCUUCUGGUCUUGACACGAUAUGGUACCCUUUCAACUGUCAAGGCCUCUUUAAACAGCACGGAAGACCUCAAACUGGAGAAAAGCCUUGUAUGUAGAAAUGUGGUAAGACAUUCCUUGUUUCAGAUCUAGUUGGACUUGUUCAGAUUUGAGGGAAUAUUUUGUAUUAUUUUAUUAUUAUUAUUAUUAUUAUUUCAACCCAGAGGUGCUGAACCACUGAGACACAUCCUAGUCUUUUUUAUUUUAUUUUUAUUUUUUUUCCAAUUUUGAGACAUGGUCUCACUUGGUUGCUUAGGUCCUAAGUGGCUGAGGCUGGCUUUGAACUUGUGAUCCUGCUGCCUCAGCCUGAUGUAGUCUUCGCUGCCUUCAGCAACCAUGCUCUUUUGAGAAAACAACUGUGGGAGAUUGAAAAGUGUAUGUGCCUUCAUUCUGGCUAUUCACAGGUGACAAAAAUGCACCCUAGAGUGGAUGUAAGGAUGGCAUCAGUGUGAAGAUGUGAAAGCAAGGUUAAAUCUCUGUUAUUGUUAAAUUCAACUUUUUUUUUUUUUGUAUUUUAAGUUCUUUGCAUCUUUUGAUAUAACAUAAUCUUAUAUAUACUGUGCAUUUUUGUGUGUGCAAAAAUGUUAGUUGCAUUGACUUUUAGUCUCAGCAUUUAAAUACUUUUUUAGAGUUUUUAUCUCUCUCCUUCCAUUAAGUACAUUUUCUCUUAUAGUGU